Messenger RNA from Nannizzia gypsea CBS 118893, 942 nucleotides. RefSeq lists its product as hypothetical. The record is from RefSeq and is a predicted model, not a curated record. The transcript has 3 exons. Bases 1 to 942 code for a protein of 313 amino acids. NCBI's taxonomy places the organism in Eukaryota, Fungi, Ascomycota, Eurotiomycetes, Onygenales, Arthrodermataceae.
AUGUUCGCGUUACCGAGUGCCAAACGGGUCUGCCGCGAUGAUUUGAAGUCCCCCGCGUCGUCUCGGGCCUCGUCGCCUGAGAGUACGGCAGCUACGUAUGCCGCCACCGCACUGGAGAAGGCCUUUUCGUCCUUUGAGACGUUCAAUUCGAAGCCGGCCGCUGCGUCUGAGGGAUUAGAUCGUCCACCGCAGGAUACCAGGAUGGACGAUGAUGCAGAGGAGGAAGAACAGGAGUUUGAGUUCCGGCUCUUCAGCUCUGUGGCCGCCAGAAAGCCUGCGGACGAAUCUCAAUCGAGAACAAAGGAACACGACGGGACCGGUUUGGGAGGAGUCCAAAAAUUAAAGAUACGGUUACGGUCUCCUUCGCCUUCAGCUCGUCCGCCGGGGGAUAGUGGUUUCAUUGUACCGUUUCGAGGAUGGGACUACUACUUUUCUAACCCGGAGAUGGUGAUGCGAGCGGUGGGGGAUAGCUCGUGGCAGAGAGGAGCCAGAGACAAGGAUACAUCCGAACAACUUGUCGCGCUGAGAGAUACAUUCAGGGAUGCAGCCGUGGAUGGGGAGACUGUCCUUGCCCGCGCUGCUUCGGUGGCCUGGCCUGGUUGCCGUCUUCCGUGGAGAGUGGUACAUAUUCCUGCACCAAAGCCAAAGUCAGCUUCAAGUACGACACCUCCUGCCAAGUCACAAUCUCUAUCCAAGAAAAAGAAGCCGGGCAAGAAGAGACGGAUAGCACUGCGGAAGCGUGUUGUCAGUAAAAAGGAGGCCGAGGAAGCCGAGAAAGAAAAGCGGAACCGGAAGAACAGAGAGAGAAAGGUGAAGCGGAGGCAGAAAGAGAGAGACAAGAAAGCCGCGGCCAGGGAGGCUGCAGGCGAAGAUGAGCCUGUAGCUGCUGCUGCUGCUGCUGCUACAGGUGCUACCCCUGAUGAGACGGCUGAUAAGCCGUGA